UUUAUUAAGAUGGCACAAUAAGAAGUCAGGUUGUCAACAAGCAUUUAUUAAGUGUCUACUAUGUACCAGCAUCAAUAAUUACCCAACAGUCCCCAAAUUAAAUAUGGAACACUCCCCAACAAGCAGGUGCAAAGAUAAUGGGGCACACAGGUGUGGAAUAGGGAUAACCAAGGUAAGGGCUUAGAAUUCUUUUUCUCUUCUUAGGGAUCUCACACAGCUUCCCCCUUGAGGGUUGGGUGGGUUGCCCCACUGGGCUCCAUAUUGCUUCUCAAUUGCCAAGGAUGACCUUCUCUUCAUUUCAUAGCCGGCUCUCUCCUUUGUAGCAGAGCGUUCCUUUCCCCAAGUUUGCUUCCUCCUUCAAGUGAUUUCAGUAUCAGUAGGUGAUUCUAUUGCCACAACUAAGUCUCAAAUUGAUGAACUCUCAAAUUGUCAAAAGGAAUAUUUCUGUCUAGACAACUCAGAGGUGGGUGGGUGGUGCAGACUUGAAUUCAAAUCUUGCACAAAUCAAACACUGAGUACCCUUUAAUAAAUGUUUAUUGAAUGAAUAAAUGAACGAAUCUCUAAGGACACACACAACUAAAGGUGUAGAGCUAGAAAUGACGUUCAUGGUCAAAGGGUCCAAACUAUUUUAGAGUAGGAAACCGAGUCCCAGGAAGAUCCAAGAUCUCACAAGAUUAUUGAAUCUAUACCAGAAUCAAGAUCUCACAGAUUACUGAGUCUGAUGCCAGAUACAAGACCUCACAGAUUAUUGAAUUUAUGCCAGAUCCAAGAUCUCACAGAUUAUCGAAUCUGAUGCCAGAUUCAAACCCAGACCUUCUGAUCUCCAACCCAGCGCUCUUUCCACUACACCAGUCCUUAAUUCCAACUCAAUUUAAGCAUUUACUAAACGCCUUUUAAUUUGCCUAGUAGGGAUUCCCCAUUAAAAUUCAAGCUGCUUAAGGGCAAAGAUUGUUUUUCCCUUUUUCUGUGCGCGCACCAUUUAGCGCAGCGUGCGUGGCACAUAGUAGGCAUUUAAUAAAUGGGAGUAAACUGGAUCUGCGUGCCCGGGCCAGGCCCUCAAGGAGCCUGUGUCCAGCCGGCGCAGGGACGUGGUCCAGGGAAGAAUAAGCCGGCGGGGGAGGCUCGGGCCAGACCCUAGAAGAAAGGCAGGAACCCUGGGGGCGGAGGAAGUCCGAAGCAGCGGGCUCCGGGAGAGCCCGGAUAGAACGCCGCAGGCUACUGGGAGGUUCGAGUGGCCCAGUUGGGCUGGAACCGAGCGUCAGGCGGAGGCGUUUGAACUUUGUUGCUCGUGCCCCAGGGAGCCACCAGAGUUUCCUGAGUGACGCUGAGGAGGGGCACGACUUGGAGGCUGGGAAUCCGCCCGCGAGCCCGCGGACGGAGGGGCAGAGAGUUGAGGACGAGGGAUGACGGAGGGUGGCGGCAGCCGAGAGGGAGAGGACCACGAAGGGGACAGAGGAUGGGGAGGGCGCACAGUGGGCGUGUCCUGAGCUUCUGGUGGGGCGGUGUCACGUUUCUGGAGAUUCUCUCAAAUUGCGGCAGGGACUCCGCCCCCAGGCAUUGAGGGCGGGGUCGCGGGGGCCGGAGCCCCUUCCCCCUCCCCAUGCCCCGCCUCCGCCCCGCCCCGCCCCGCCCCUGGGGCCCCCGGACAGCUACUGAGCUCCGCCUGCCGGGCCGGGCCGGGCGGGUGGAGCCGGGCAUCCAGGCUGCUGGAGCGAUCGCAGCCCGAGCCGGGGCCGGGGCUGGGGCCAGAGCCGGGCCCGACCGAGGCCAGCCCGGUCCCCCAGGCCCGAGCCAUGUCGGCCCCUCGCGGCGGCUUCUACCGACAGGAGCUUAACAAGACGCUGUGGGAGGUCCCCGAGCGCUUCCAGAGCCUGAGCCCCGUGGGCUCGGGGGCCUACGGCUCAGUCUGCUCGGCAUAUGAUACCCGCACUCGGCAAAAAGUAGCUGUGAAGAAACUGUCCCGUCCCUUCCAGUCGUUGGUCCACGCUAGGAGGACAUACCGGGAGCUACGGCUGCUGAAGCACAUGAAACAUGAAAAUGUCAUCGGCCUCCUGGAUGUCUUCACGCCAGCCACAUCUAUAGAAAACUUCAACGAAGUGUACCUCGUGACCACCCUGAUGGGGGCCGACCUGAACAACAUUGUCAGGUGCCAGAAGCUAACGGAUGAACACAUCCAGUUCCUGGCGUACCAGCUGCUGCGGGGGCUGAAGUACAUCCAUUCGGCUGGAAUCAUCCACAGAGACCUGAAACCCAGUAACCUGGCUGUGAAUGAGGACUGCGAGCUGAGGAUCUUGGACUUUGGGCUGGCCCGCCAGACAGAUGAUGAGAUGACAGGCUACGUUGCCACGCGCUGGUAUCGCGCCCCUGAGAUCAUGCUCAACUGGAUGCAUUACAACCAGACAGUGGACAUAUGGUCUGUGGGCUGCAUCAUGGCGGAGCUCUUGAAGGGGAAGGCCCUCUUCCCUGGAAAUGACUACAUUGACCAGCUCAAACGGAUCAUGGAGGUGGUUGGGACCCCCAGCUCCGAACUGUUGAAGAAGAUCUCGUCUGAACACGCCCGAAAAUACAUUGAGUCCCUGCCCCACAUGCCCCAGAAGGACCUGAGAAGCAUCUUCCGAGGAGCCAACCCCCUUGCCGUGGACCUGCUGGAGAAGAUGCUGGUCCUGGACAGUGACCGGCGGGUCAGUGCCACGGAGGCCCUGGCACACCCCUACUUUGCCCAAUACCACGAUCCCGAGGAUGAGCCCGAGGCGGAGCCCUAUGACGAGAGCAUCGAGAACAAAGAAAGGACCAUUGAGGAGUGGAAGGAGCUCACCUACGAAGAGGUCAUCAGCUUCAAGGCCCCCGAGCUGCCGAUGGACGGCCUGGAGAUUGAGCCGUGAGGCGGCCGGGGGCCACAGGCACCGCCCUGGCAGGGCCCGGCCGACGCCCGGCUUCACCCAUCCCAGAGGGCGCGGAGCAGACUCAGGAAGCAGGCCCCGGGCCCCGCUCCGGGGCGACCUCAUUCCCUGGGGCCGGGGCGGUGGGCUCUUCCCCUGGACCGCGGGACAGUGUGUGGAUAAACAAGGAGAAAGGAGGCCGGAGGCUUUCAGCCUGCUACUCCCAAGGACUCGCCCGCUCAGAAGAGCAGUCACGUGGCUAGAAUGGGGCGCAGCCCCCCGCUCUCUGGCAGACUUUGGGAGCCGGGGUUGGGGGAGAGGCCGAGGAAGGGGUCCUCUCUGGGCUGGAGCCUGGGCCAACCAGGGAAGACCUCUAGCUUCUCUGGCCUGGACGUGGGGGGCAGGGUGGGGGGGCCGCAGCUGGGCGGCUGGGGGUGUGUUUGAACGAGGACGCAUUUAAGGGAUGAAACUGGGCCAGCUGGGAGCGCAGACGGGCGAGGGGGGCGGCGGGUCGCCCUGCUUAGGGAGCACACCGGGGGGUUGGACAAAGCCCAGGGGAGGACCGUCGGGAUGCUUCAGAGGCCCGGGCCCAGGCCCCCUCCAAUCAGGAGGAACUGGGGCAAACACCCCCAGUCUGGAGAAGGGGAGCUUGGGGCGACUGGCUACCCUGUGCAAGUACGCGGAAGGAGGCGAUGGUCCGGAGGCCCAGGGAGCCCGAUUCAGCAACUUGUGAGAAUGAGCCAAACUGACCCGGACAGGAACAAGCUCCUGGGGAUCCUCAGGCUGCUGAGCGCUCCCCGUGCCCCUCCACAUACACACGCAUGCACACACAGACACACGGAUCCUGGGAAUGGGAGAGCUGAUGUGUUGGCGGACAGAAGCCAAGAGAAGAUCAUGGCAAGCUCUGGAGCGCUGCGCCAAAUGAGAGAUAAAAUGUCACCAGAGAACAAUUUUGUCUGAAGGAGAUCUGGGGGCCUCAGUGACUCACAAGCUAACGGGAAAAGCCACUGGGAUUUCAGCCUGGGUUCGGAGGGGACCAAUGGUGGCCAGGAGCAGGGAGGGGAGACUCCGGAUGUUCUCUGCUUCGAUCAGGCUUCCUCUGGGUUCAGUCCUGGGCACCCAUUCUCAGGAAGGAGACCAGGAUGGCAAGGGUUCAUUUGGAAGGUCCGGGGACCUUGGAGAUGAUGGGCCAUGAGGACAGCCUCCUUCUGCUUAGUCCCAGGAGGCAGAACCAGAAACAGUGGGUGAUUAAGUGAAAAAAAAAAAAAAAAAACAAUCACAACCAACUUUUAAUUAGAAAAAAUGAAAAUCAUCCAGUUUUCCCAUGAGAAGUCGUGAGAUCCCCAGUGCCCAAUGGGCUCAGUGACCACUUAUCAGGAAGAUUCUUGUUCGGUUUUGAGUUGGACUAGAGGGUGAUUCAAGUGCCUACGUGGGUGUGUGGGUUCUGACGGUGAGCCAGGCCCUCAGGACUGUCGGGGGGAGACAGGACACCCCGUUUUACACUGGGAGCACCGCUUUUGGUGGCUUAGGGGAAGAGCUGCACUCCCCCCCUCCCCAUGGGCUCCCUUCCUCCAGGAGAAUCCCGGGAUUGAAAAGUCCCUCAGAUAACCUGCUGAAGGAGAGGGACCAAGACCCAGGAAAAUAGAUUUGCUGGGUUUGGGGGUUGGGAGGAUGGGGCCAGCUGGGCCAUCAGAACUAGGGAAGGGAAAGCCAGCUGUUCCCAUUUCUCUAGCUUUCACCACCCACUGCAUUAGAAAAAUCAGACUUUUUUUCUUCUUCUUCUUUUUUUUUGCCUCGUUGGGGAAAUGAGACUCAGAGAGACAAGGCAAUUUGCCUGCGCUCAGAUCUCUAGGAAGCUUUGGAGUCGGGGCCGAAACUCUCUUCUUGUUCUGUCCAGGAUUCUGUUCACUUCUGUCCAAAAGUGAAAGAAGGUUCUUAGAGAGAGAGCUAGUGUUAGUAGCCAGGCCACGAAGGGGGAUUUCAAAUGGAGGGUUCGGCCGGAAUCUCAAGGUCCUGCCCUCUGGGAGCUUCCAGUGUGGGAGGGAAGUCCUUGAAACUUAGUUUGUGACUCAGGGCUUAGACCGAAAGCUAGAGGAAUUGGGGCAAGGAGAGCCGAGUUUGGACUAGAGGGCUCUGGGAAGGCUGAGGAGAGAAGCAGGGCUUUCCUAGAGGAGGGCCUGAGCUUGGGAGGUUUCUGGGAGGCGGGACCGAGGCUGGUUGAUGAGGUGAUGGGCGAAAGGGGCCUUUGCACAAGCCUUAAUUCACUGAGGGCCAGAAGGGCCCCCACCUUCCUUUGCCCAGCUCCCAGACACCGGAGAGGAGCCCGCCAGCACUUAUGCUCAGUCGCGAGCAAGAACUCUGUGAGGAACUGGAGUGGGGAGGAGGGUAUGGGGACAGGAAGAGCAACCGAGGAAGGAAAUCCCACCCUGGAGGGAGGGGGGCUGCCCUCGCCUCUGCCCAGAUCCUGCUGCCGGGAAGGAAGAUCACAACGGUUCCCACCGGCAGCCUGGCAACGGGGCGCUGCGUGAGAAUCCGUGGGCCUCUGCUUCGUGCACGUGUGUGAGGGCUCCCCUGGGGGCUGGAGCCAGCUAGCCCGUCUUACGGGGACCGGUGUGUCCGUCUGCAGGGUGGGCACAGCCGGGCGCCGGGCCAGGACGUGGAGGUGUGAAAUGCGUGCGGAGUGCCAGCCUCAUACACGUGUCCCGCCGCGUGUCACGGGUGAGACUGAAAUGUGUACCUUAUUAGCAGGACUCGUGCCUUGUGUGCCAGGCUCGAUACCCACAGUCCCGGAGUCAUUUUACAACAACAAGCCCAGGCGACAAAGUGGACUCCAGGACGGGCGGUGGGGCCCGCGGGGCCGGCGGCCAGGGCCGGGGGCUGGAGCUCUGUGGGCGCGGGGCCCAGGCCUGCCCCGCAGGAUCCUGUUACUGUAAGGGGAUCCUGGGAGCUGGCGGAGGGCCUGCCACACCUCCCCUCCUCCCCAGGCCCUGAGCCCAUCAAUCAGUCAAUCAGCAAGCAUUUAAUCAAUCAACAAGCAUGACAUAGCCAGCCAUAUUGGGAGAGGCCGGGUCGUCCAGGACGGGGAAACUCUGUUCUCUGGCUGGGCCGGACGGGGCAGCGGGAGUGUCCGGCUCUGGCCAUUUCAGGAAGGAGGCAGAGAAGGCCGGGGGGGAGGGGGGGUGGCGAUUAACAGGGAGCCCAGAAGGAGGGGCAGGGGAGGAUCAGUUGGAGACACUAGUUAUGGUCGGCCUGGGGAAGAGAAGAUUCGGAGGGGAUGUGAUACUGCAGCUUGUUUUGGAGACUUAAAGGGGUAUCGGGUACAGGAAGGAUUAGCCUGUUCUGCCUGACCCCAGAGAGCACAAGUGGGAGCAGUCACAGGGGAAAGUCAUCGAGAGACGGCUCCAUGUAAGGACAAACUUCCCAGAGCGAACUCUGUUCUCGUGAGAUUUGUAUUUACAACCAAACAAAUGGAUUUUGUGUAUAUUUUGUAUUAUGUGUGUACCUGACCGUUCCCCCAGCAGAGUGUAAGCUUCAUGAGGGCAGGUACCCCUCCUAGUUUGGUCUUUUGUACCCUCAGUGCCUGGCACAUAGUAGGUGGUCAAUAAAUGCUUUUUGGCUGA
Messenger RNA from Antechinus flavipes (yellow-footed antechinus), 6499 nucleotides. It is a transcript of the gene MAPK11, whose product is annotated as mitogen-activated protein kinase 11. Gene Ontology annotation, cellular component: cytoplasm; nucleus. The record is from RefSeq and is a predicted model, not a curated record. The transcript is spliced from 12 exons. The coding region runs from base 1794 to 2882 and encodes 362 amino acids. Gene Ontology annotation, molecular function: ATP binding; MAP kinase activity. Lineage: Eukaryota; Metazoa; Chordata; Mammalia; Dasyuromorphia; Dasyuridae. Gene Ontology annotation, biological process: protein phosphorylation; intracellular signal transduction.